Clonostachys byssicola is the source of this 1386-nucleotide messenger RNA. NCBI's taxonomy places the organism in Eukaryota, Fungi, Ascomycota, Sordariomycetes, Hypocreales, Bionectriaceae. The record is from the annotation of a GenBank genome assembly.
AUGGCCGGCCCCAGAUCGAGAGGCUGCAGGCUAUGCAAGAUCCGAAAGAUAAAGUGCGACGAGAAGUGGCCCGUAUGUUCACCGUGCCAUCGGCAGAACCUGGCCUGUCCCGGGCAAGCGCCUUGGGUCUCGCUCAAGGGGAAAGCGACAGAGCCUCGCAGUUCUCAAGUGGCAGUACGCCCUCGGUCCAGUGUGCCCCGACCUCCACCCUCGACUGCUGGAGAUCGCGUCGCCGCGCAACUGGUCAGUCACCUGAAUGCGGGUGCGAACCGUGGGAGGGCGAUCCAGGCGAGGUACCUCAAGGAAAUGCCCAAACGCGUUUGCGUGCACCAGAGUCUGUGCGACUCCAUCAGUCUAUUCUAUGUCGUCUUGACCAACUUUCUCCUCCAGAAGCCAGCGGUCGAUUUCACUGGCCUUUCCGAAUAUGGAAGGGCCAUUAAAAGCCUACGUCUGGUCUUGGCGAGUAAUGAAGCACGCACGGCGGAGACACUGGCGUCUGUGACGGUUCUUCAUCUGGUAGAAGAACUGUUCAACCCUAGCCAACGUAGAAUGCUGCAUGCAAGCGGCAUGACGAGUCUUGUUACCGCGAUCGGCCCGCCGAAGCCCAGCGACAAGUUUUAUAUCUCUAUUUUGAGUGAAAUUCCACAUGCCCUCGUGAGGGGUUGGAAGGAUAGCUUGAACAAGGAUUCGUGGAGAGAUCCCAUGGGAAUCACAUGGUCCAAGACUAAGGUGGACAAGGAGCUGACUGAGUCAAUGCUCCCGGUCCUGCACGCAUCCGCAAGUGCUUCUGACAUGACACCAGUGUAUGUCAACGGCUGUCAGGCUCUUUGGAAUCCCUCCGCGGGUAAAUACCUCCAGAUGAGCAAUUCAGAGCUAGGCAAGGAUAUGCUAGAGACCGCCGAAAAUAUCGAUACAUUACUUGCGGCGAUGGUGGCCAAAUGCAUUGAACGAGGAGACAUCGUUGAGGAGGAAGAUCCUCAUUCUCUGUCAGGGACAAGCUACAGCUUUUCCAGCCCGUUUUUGGCUUACAGCUUGCUCCAUGCACACUGUGCUCACGUCUUCUUAUCCCAGAUGCGUUACCACUGGAGCCAGUUCUACAACUGGCCUGUGGCGGAUACACAUUACACCAAGCUCAAAGAUCUCUGUGUCCACAUCUGGAAGUAUCUUAGAUUUCUGCGGCGCCUUGAGCCAUCCAUGGCCGCAGUCACUCCUCGGGGGGUAUAUUUGACACUGGAGCUGGCAGACGAAACCCAGAGCGAGCAUCUCUUGGACGAAUUCACAGAGUUGGAUCGGGCAGUGGGUAAGAUUCUCACUCCGCGAGCGGUGAUGGUGGGAGAGAUCCUAUUCUUCGCGAAGCUUUGGACAGGUCGCAGGCCUAAUAGUUAA